Molecule: messenger RNA, 5825 nt
Organism: Dreissena polymorpha
Lineage: Eukaryota; Metazoa; Mollusca; Bivalvia; Myida; Dreissenidae
Product: protein dispatched homolog 1-like
Exons: 12
Coding region: 341-3769 (1142 amino acids)
Cellular component (GO): membrane
Source: RefSeq, a predicted model, not a curated record
UCCUGAGCGUUCGAUAUUAAUAAUUAUUUACCGGUAAAUACCGAUAUAUUUGUGUGCACUGUGGGAAAUUACAUUGUCGUUUUAUUUUAUUUAACAGGUUUGUGUGCACUAAGUAAGGGUUCAAUAGAUGAUCACUUUAUUUAACAAUGUAUAUUAAUAACGUUAAGUAAAAGUGCUGGAUAGUUUUAUGUAACAGUUUGUUUUAAUAACAAAUCGACAUUAUUUGUAUUGGCUAUGGAAUUUAAAGGAUAACGAAUUCCUUAACCUUCUUGGGUUUUUCGAUCAAUACUAGAUUCAGGUCAAGGUAAAGCUGAAUUAGAAGACACAUCAAUGAAAAGAGAUGAGCGACCCAGUCGGGAAAGUGUCGCCUGUUCGCGUGAGGCCGGAGUCGGAUGGCCACCAAACCGUUUUUGACGUGGCGUCACCGACAACGUCUGAGGACCUGGAUCACUUGAAAGCGCUCGAUGAGCAGAAGAAACGUCGAGAACAAGAGCCGCUCCGCUUUUGUCGUCUGGUGGCGGAAUAUCCUGUGCGAGCAUUCCUUUUGGCACUUUCUGUACACAUGCUGAUGGUUGUUAUAUCGGUAAUUUUGUUGGUGUCCGGUUACGAUCUACUUCCGGUGGAUUUCGAAAACUUGCCCCUGGAGGUCAAUGAUCAGCCCUGGAGGCCGCGUGAUCUAGCCUGGACACACAAGAAUGAGAUUGAGGGGUACUACAGCCGCACCCCGACGGCUUCCUACCGGCAAAACACCUACACCAGAGCAGAUAUUUUUCUGAUCUAUGACGGAGAGGGUAGUAAUAUUUUCACCAAAGCAAAGCUUCAGAAAAUUCAGUCAAUAGAAAAUGCGAUAACGUCAGUUCCAAAAUACAAGAAUUCUUACUGUCAGCUGAAUGUUUUUAAGACCGCGUGCGAGAAACCGUUAUCAAUUAUACGCUUUUUCGACGGGUCUUUUUCUAUGCUGUCGCCGGUUUUUAAUGACCCAAACUUCGACAAUAUAAACGCGGUGACAUACGAAGGAACCACGAACAACUUUACAGCGGGUUUCUUUCGCUUUUUUCUCGGAAAAUCCGCCGAAGUAAAGGCAGGAUCGGCGUUCUCGACCGUCACGCGGUCGCGGAUCCCGCUCGGCUACCCCUUGGAAGGCUACAAGAGCGAUAAAGAUUACGAGCAGCACAUCCGGGACUGGACCGCUGCAGAUGUCAAACCAAUUCUGGUGGAUGCCCGGGACUCCACGCAAGAGUUCGACUUCUCCUACAUGUCACAGCUGCUGUGGAUCGAAGACGUAUUGAAAAUGGCUCUGCAAGACGUUAUAUUCGUCGUCGGUAGUAUAUUCUUCAUAUUCGCCCUCAUUCUGUUUCAUACCCGGUCCCUCUGGAUUUCCGGCUUCGCCAUUCUCAGCAUUGUGACAAGUUUCAUUGGCACGAAUCUCAUAUACACUGUCGUCAUUGGCUUCAAAUAUAUUGGCUUCUUUCACGUCCUCACACUGUUUAUCGUGCUCGGAAUCGGAGCAGACGACAUAUUCGUCUUUUACGAUGUGUGGCGAAAUACCGCCUAUGACCAGUAUCCGAGCCUCGCUCACCGGCUUUCAGAUGCGUUCCGGAAAUCCGUCUUUAGCAUGCUGUUCACAUCCCUUACAACCGCAGUAGCCUUCUUCGCUACCGCCAUCUCUCCGUUACUGGCCACCAGAUCGUUCGGCGUGUUUUCAGGACUGGUCGUAACCCUCAACUAUAUAUCUGUAAUUCUCUAUUUUCCAACCGUUGUGGUCUUGUAUCACGUGAAAUUCGAACAUUUUCAAUGGCCUUGUAUAAAGUUCUGUAAAAAGCACUGCAAAUGCUUCCGUUGCUGUGAAAGCAAAAAUAUAUCUGAAGUCGAAAGUAUAUCGACUGAACCGGAAAGGAAAUCGAGUAAGUUCUUUAAAAGUAACAUGAUCGGUUCUUUACAAGACAACACAGCGAGCAUCGGUGUGGUUGAAAACGGAAGAGGUUAUAUGACAGAAAUCAGUAUAAACAAUCCCAAUUUAAAUAAACUUGAUUCUGAGAAAACAAUGUCCAAUGGCUUCGACAAUGAGACCACGAACGAGCAACUAGGCAAUUCCAAAAAUGAAAACGGUAACGUAAGCAAUGGGCAUACAAAUAAGGCGUUUGAAAACGACAUUAACGAUAAACAUGAAAAACCGAAAUCAGACAAAACGUUACCUGACAAUGCAGCCAAAGAUGAACAAGUGAAAAGAUACAACAAGAAAAUGAAGCAGAAGUCGUCAUUGGUGUUGUUUUUCAGGAACAAGUAUUCGUGGUUUGUAACCCACAAGAUCUUCCGUUGGGUGAUACUGGCCGUGCUGUUGGGGGUCCUAGUCUUCUUCAUCGUGCAGGCUUCAAAACUGGAGCCCGACAAUGAAGGGUUCAAGGUCCUGAAGGAUAGCCACGUGUACUCGAUCGCGGCGAAGCACCUGCAGGAAUCGUUCACGAUCAGCGACGAGGACUCAACGAUCACUAUCUACAUCGUCUGGGGGCUUCUGCAGAACGACAUGUCCGGCUGCCACUUCUCCACGCCCGAAUGCAAGGGGGAACAUCGCUGGGACGCCAACUUUAACCCUAGCACACACGCGGCGCAAACCGCCAUGAAUGCCCUGUGUGACCGGAUGCUGAGUUUUACCAAGAAGGAGGCUGAAGACUUCCACAUCAAAUCGGACUACACGACGGGCAAGCUGCAGAUCAACUGCUACAUGCGCAACCUUGACACAUUCCUGCAGGCCGAGAGCGCGAACACGAGUGUGGACUGGAACAUCAACUAUGACUACAACAAAGCUCUCAGCUUCAUGACCAGCCGCAACACAUUCUACAACACUACGGGUUUUGACAACAACUACAAACAUUUCUUAGAGGUGCCGAUCUCCUACUGGCUUACCAACAAGUACACGUUCGACUACCAGUCAGACUUCUAUCUCUUUAACCACCUGAUCGGCGAGCAGACCGGGGACUACACGCAGACACUCCUCACAGACAACAAAACGAAGUACGGUAAUAACAUCCGGUACGUGGCCAUACAAGUGAACACGACGUUGAAGGGCCAGACGCUUGGUUACGCCAAGGGGAUUCCCAUUAAGGACAAGUGGGAAGAGUUUGUCAAUGCGGAGAUGGCAAAAAUGCCCGCAGAAAUGGCAAACGGCUUUCAAGUUGUGGAACAAAUGUGGCACUGGCUUAUCAUUUCUAAGAUGCUGGCCGACAACGCCGUGUGGGGUAUUGUGAUCGGUGUGUGCCUUGCCUUCCCAAUCCUGGUGCUCGCCACUGGCAACCUGAUCACUGGUAGCCUAGCAACGUUCUCCAUGUGCUGCAGCACGAUCUGUGUCGUUGGGGUCGUCCCUCUCGGUGGUUGGAAGCUCGGGGUGUUGGUUUCCCUAAACAUGUCUAUGGUGGUCGGUUUGGCAGUGGAUCAGGUCGUGCACCUGGCGGAAGGUUACACGAUGUCGCUGCAUAGAGAUCGACAAAUGCGCCUGCGCGACAUGUUGGACGAGAUGGCGGUUUCUAUAUUUUUCGGAGCACUCACAACUCUCGGGGCGGCCAUGUUCAUGUUUUUCGCCCAGUUGUUAUUCUUUCUUCAAUUCGGAAUUUUCAUGUUUUCUACCAUUAUAUUUUCGUUAUUUUUCUCCAUGGGAUUAUUCGUUACAUUGAUGGGUCUCGUAGGACCUCAAGGUGACACCGGAAACGUACUCGCUAUGUGCCGGAAAUUGAUAAACUAUUGCAAAAGCAAGCGGAAAAAAUCCGAUAGCUGAACAGCAAACUUAUCGCAAUGCAUUCAACUACAAUAAGGACUAAUAAGGUCAUUGAACAGCGCAGUUAUCUUAUUUUAAUAAUUUAUUUUAAACCUAUUCAUUUUAGCUCAAGUUCACUAACAGUCUCAUACUUUUAGAGGCACUCUCGAGUCCGUUUAAUGUUUGCUUUUAAAACUUUCUUAUUUUAUGCCUUGUUAGUUUUUAAAUAUUAUUUUUGAUCAACUGAUAAUUGUGUUGCUAUUUUGGUUGUUGGUAAGAAAGUUACUUUUCGCCACAGGUUUAUCACUAUACAAGGUAUUUAUCAAUUAUCACGCACUUCUACUUAAUUCAAUUUACGUGCUUAACAUCGAACGUUGUUCAAACAUCAUUAAGCGGAUUGAAACGGCCUUAAACGCUAUUAACUCAUAUACUUAUCAGUAAUUUGAUUAUUUAUUUCUAUGAUCAUGGUUUAUGUCGCAUUUGUUUGUUGGUCUUUCAUUUUAUUGAACGUUUUCGAAAAUCUAUAUCAUUGAAUGUGUAAGUUGUUUUAAUUUGUUUUAUAUUUUAAACAAUCAUGUUGUUGUAAAUAGAAUGUAUUAGACAAUGUUACUUUUAAUUAAAGGUCUAUACCGGACAUUAAUUAUGUACCCGGGGAUGGUCCGUUAAUUGGAAUUUCCAAUAUACCGGCAAUCAUAUUGCUAUUAUUGUCUGACACUUUCAGUUUGAGCCAAUCUCGAUUUACUAUGUAGGACAUACUAUUGUGUAGGAAUUUUAGUUUAAUGACCAUCUGAAUUUCAAAAACAUCCAAACAACAAUUAGACCAUUAGAAUUUAAUGAGCUUAUAAGAUGUAGUGGCAUUAUUUGGAUAACCGAACAAAAGUUACUGUUGUGAAAGCUAAACCUCGUGUUUCUGCGAUGCACUUUUCUAACGGUCUUUCCGUCAAAUAUUAACAGUUAAGGGGGUUUACAUGUAUGUAUUCAUUUUAAAGAUCUGCAUUUGAAUAGUUAUAUAAAGUACAACUGAUUUUUUGAUGUUAUAGAAAAUUAAAUUUAAUCGAGAUUGUUACAUAAUUGGAACAUUUACCCAAGUGAUUAUUUUAUUUAUUGAUUUAUAUUUUAUACAGAUAUUAUGAGUUGUUACUAACGCCGAUUUACCUGUACACUUGUUAUUAUACGAGUAUACAUUUGUCAUAGUAUGACUUUUACCCCUUUCUUGUUGUGUUGGUAUAUGAUGACAAUCAUUUAUGUGAAGUGACUUCAUUGAAUGUUACAGUGUGCGACAAAUGAGUUCGUUUGUAGCCCAUGGUUAUACAGUUUAUACAUCAAUGCAUGUUACAUUUCACAUUUACCGGUACUAUGCACUAUACACUUUUUAUGCUGGUUUUUGCAGAAUGUAAGACGUAUACGAAAUAUCUAUUACAUACAUGUCCAUUUAUAACUACAAACUCGUGUUAUUAUUACUAUAAAUAUUAUCAUAUAAGUGAUACUGCAUCAGGUUAUGUUAAAUGGCACAUUAUGUAUUUAACCUUAGUUUUUUCUGCUCGAUUGAAAUAUUUCAAGGUCUUAUCUCAUUAAGAGGCAAUUUCCUUUCCACACAAUAUUUAUAAAGCAUUUAAGUUCACAUAAUGCCCUUUGCAAAAAAAUGCGAAAUUUGAGAAAACCGAACCUUUGCGUAUAUUGGUUGUUUCUACUAUUAAAUGAACACGCACACAAUCUAUUGACUUUGGAGAGUUGAGUGAAAAACUGUUGUACGCGCUCAUCUUUUUUUAAAUACGCGUUACAAAUUGCUUCUCGCUCAACAUUCGUCUAGCAUCGUUUCAAAACGCAGUGCUGUAUCCCUAUUAUAUUCAUUUGACUUAUGCAAAAGUUGUAUUCAUUCGGGUCUACUAGCGGGAAAUUGCAGCAAUGUUUGUAUCGCGGAUCUAGUCAGUAAACAAACUGAAAUCCAUGUAUACACCGUGCAUAGUACUUUUCCAGUUUAACGUCAUAUUUCUGCAAUGUUGUAACGCUGUUUUUGUUUACUAUUUUGGUUGUUUGUUUAAAUCAUAUUCAAAUAAACGAACAUUGAAGUUGUUUA